AUGUCGUCUCGUGUGGGAUUCCGCUUCCUCAACAGCACUCGCUUUGCUUUCCGCAAUGCCUCUGCGCCAUUCCGCCGGCCGGGUGCCCAAGGUUUCCGUUUCCAGAGCUCUGAGGCCGGUGCCGAUGCCGCCCAGCAGCAGUCCACUUUCCAGCGCAUGUGGAACAGCCCUAUUGGUGUGAAGACUGUUCACUUCUGGGCCCCCGUUAUGAAGUGGUGCCUGGUCAUCGCCGGUAUGGCCGAUUUCGCCCGUCCUGCGGAUAAGCUCUCCCUCACUCAGAACGCCGCCCUGAUGGGCACUGGAGCCAUCUGGACCCGCUGGUGCCUCAUCAUCAAGCCCCGUAACGUCUUGCUCGCCACCGUCAACUUCUUCCUUGGUUGCGUUGGUGCCGUCCAGGUCACCCGUAUCUUCAUGUGGCAGCGUAGCCAGACGGGUAGCACCAUCGAGGCUGCUAAGGAGUUGGAGCACGAGGCUGCUGACACCGUUAAGGCUGUUGCUCACGCCGCCGAGGGUGCCGUUGAGAAGGCUGAGAAGAAGGUCGUUGAGAAGUCGACUUAA
This is a messenger RNA of Penicillium cinerascens, 558 nucleotides long. Its product is annotated as mitochondrial pyruvate carrier family protein. Gene Ontology annotation, biological process: pyruvate import into mitochondria. Gene Ontology annotation, cellular component: mitochondrial inner membrane. The transcript is spliced from 4 exons. Gene Ontology annotation, molecular function: pyruvate transmembrane transporter activity. The coding region runs from base 1 to 558 and encodes 185 amino acids. The record is from RefSeq and is a predicted model, not a curated record. NCBI's taxonomy places the organism in Eukaryota, Fungi, Ascomycota, Eurotiomycetes, Eurotiales, Aspergillaceae.